UGACUCCAGCAAACCCAACUUCUUCAUAACUCUCGUCUACCUAACCAAAUCAACGGCCAAGAUCCUCUUUCCCUCAUAACAUCAAAUUCUAGCCUCACGAUUACGUUACUCUUCCCCAACCCUUUCUCUUUCAUCACUCUUCUUUCUCUCUCCUUCACCCAAACGGCAAAACCGUCAUUGCCACCACCGUGUUCCCGUUGCCGAAGUCACAUCCUCCACCCUCUCCGUGUCUCCUUCCUCGACAACCUUAAAAAAAUGAUUCUUGACAAAUAUGACAUUGAGGAAACUCAUUAUGAGGUUCUCAAUAUUAAGGAAGAUGCAGACUAUGAAGAAAUUCGAGCUAGUUACCGAAGUGCUGUACUCAGUUUACAUCCUGAUAAGCUUUUGAAAACAUUCGAUACAUCCGGCAGUAAUCAAACAAGUUCAGAGAGAUUUCUCAGAGUUCAAAAGGCAUGGGAAAUUCUAAGCAAUUCAAGCUCUCGAUUACUUUAUGAUAAGCAGCUACAAAGUUCAAGGCGGGAUGUCUUGGCUGCUGAGGUUGCAGAAGAUUUAAGCUUACAUGAUAUGGAAGCUGAAGACGCCGAUGAAUCAUUAGAACUGUUUUAUCAGUGCCGGUGUGGUGAUUACUUCUCUGUCGACUCGUUGGAAUUGCUAAAAAUGGGGUAUUCUUUGUUGAGAGAUGGAAGCAAUAUAUCUAUACUCAAUAGUGAUACUUUACCGGGAUCGGUGAUUCUUCCUUGUGGAUCUUGUUCGUUAAAAGCUCGUCUAAUACUCAGUGUGGAUAACCAUUGAAAAUUAUCGACAUUUUUUGUAUAUGUAUGGAUAACCAAUGAAAUUAUUGGCAAAUUUUGAAACAUUCACUUGCAUCUUUUUGAUGAAACAUGCUAACUGCUAAGUCAUGGUUUUGUGCACAUCCUUAAUUUGUGUAGGGUUAAGGUAUGUUUUUCAAAAGAUUGGCAGGCUGAAUUUCUUUCAAUUUAAUCAAUAAUUGAAUUAUUCAAUAAAGAAUUAUUGUAGGAUUUAUUUAAAGAAUAUAAACACAAUUUGUAAAUUUUAUAGAGAUUGAAAAUAUAUUCAACCCAUAAUUUUAUCAUUUAAAAAAGAAUUAUGGUAAAAGGUCCAAAAUAACACUAGAAGAUAAAAGUAA
Molecule: messenger RNA, 1147 nt
Organism: Vicia villosa (hairy vetch)
Lineage: Eukaryota; Viridiplantae; Streptophyta; Magnoliopsida; Fabales; Fabaceae
Exons: 2
Coding region: 256-792 (178 amino acids)
Biological process (GO): protein histidyl modification to diphthamide; tRNA wobble uridine modification
Cellular component (GO): cytosol; nucleus
Molecular function (GO): metal ion binding
Source: RefSeq, a predicted model, not a curated record